This is a messenger RNA of Abrus precatorius (Indian licorice), 2261 nucleotides long. Its product is annotated as oligopeptide transporter 7-like. Bases 11 to 2215 code for a protein of 734 amino acids. Gene Ontology annotation, molecular function: oligopeptide transmembrane transporter activity. Gene Ontology annotation, biological process: transmembrane transport. The record is from RefSeq and is a predicted model, not a curated record. Lineage: Eukaryota; Viridiplantae; Streptophyta; Magnoliopsida; Fabales; Fabaceae. The transcript is spliced from 6 exons.
AAGAUAAGUAAUGGCCGCUGAUCACGAAAUUGACGCACCACUGCUUCAAAACAAACACGACGGCGACGAUUCUCCGAUUGAGCAGGUGGCGCUGACGGUUCCAGUCACCGACGAUCCAUCACUGCCUGUGUUCACUUUCCGAACAUGGAUACUUGGAACCCUAGCGUGCGCUCUUCUCUCAUUCCUCAACCAGUUUUUCUGGUACCGCCGGGAGCCAAUAUCCAUGACCGCGAUCUCGGCGCAGAUCGCGGUGGUUCCGAUGGGGCACUUGAUGGCGGCAACGGUGACGAAGCGAGUGUUCAUGAAGGGGACGAAGUUGGAGUUCACGCUGAAUCCGGGGAACUUCAACGUGAAGGAGCACGUGCUCAUCACCAUCUUCGCCAAUUCUGGAGCCGCUAGUGUUUACGCCAUCCAUUUCGUCAGCAUCGUUAAAGUCUUUUACAAGAGAGAGAUGUCCAUUUUUGUGGCGUGGCUUGUUGUGAUAACUACGCACUUAUUGGGCUUCUGUUGGGCCGGGCUUUUUCGCCGUUACUUGGUUGAGCCCGCUGCCAUGUGGUGGCCACAAUAUCUUGUUCAGGUCUCGCUCUUCAGGGCACUACACGAGAAAGAAGAGAGGCCAAAGGGCGGGUUAACUCGGAAUCAGUUCUUUCUCAUAGCAUUUGUUUGUAGUUUUGCUUAUUAUGUGUUUCCAGGCUACUUGUUCCCUAUGUUAACAUCACUUUCCUGGAUCUGUUGGGUGUUUCCCACUUCUAUUAUAGCACAACAGUUAGGUUCAGGGCUGCAUGGACUUGGACUUGGAGUUGUUGGUUUCGAUUGGUCCACUAUAAGUGCUUAUCUUGGUAGCCCUUUGGCUAGUCCUUGGUUUGCUACGGUUAAUGUCGCUGUUGGUUUUGUUAUUUUCAUAUAUGUACUUACACCCAUUGCUUAUUGGCUGAAUAUCUAUGAGGCAAGAAGAUUUCCUAUAUUUUCAGAUGAUCUAUUCAUGUCCAAUGGCAAAAAAUACAACAUCUCAGAUAUUAUAGACUCCAAUUUUCACCUUGACUUAGAAACUUAUGAGCGACAUGGCCCUCUUUAUCUUAGCAUCAACUUUGCUAUGGCAUAUGGGUUUGGUUUUGCUUGCCUUUCAGCAACCCUUGUACAUGUGUUGCUCUUCCAUGGAAGUGAAAUAUUGAAACUUAGCAAGUCUGCUUUCCAAGAGAAGAUAGAUAUACACACAAAGCUUAUGAGAAAGCAUUAUAAGCAAGUUCCUGAAUGGUGGUUUGUUUGCAUUCUUUUGUUCAACAUCACGGUAAUUAUGUUUAUGUGUGAGUAUUUUGACGACAAACUCCAGCUGCCAUGGUGGGGUGUGCUAUUAGCUUGUGCUGUUGCCAUGUUGUUCACACUUCCAAUUGGAAUAAUAAGAGCCACAACAAAUCAGGCUCCAGCUUUGAAUGUGAUAACAGAGUAUAUAAUUGGAUACAUCUACCCGGGAUAUCCUAUUGCUAACAUCCUGUUUAAAGUGUAUGGGAACGGAAGUAUGAGACAGGGGAUUUCUUUUUUACAAGACUUCAAGCUUGGCCAUUACAUGAAGAUUCCUCCUAGAGUGAUGUUCAUAGCACAGAUUCUUGGGACCACUAUAUCUGCAUUGAUGCAUUUAGGAACAGCUUGGUGGCUCAUUAACACUAUUCCAAAUAUAUGCAAUAGAGAGUUGCUUCCAGUGGGUAGCCCAUGGACAUGCCCAAGUGAUCAUGUAUUCUAUGAUGCGUCUGUGAUAUGGGGCUUGAUAGGGCCUCGUAGAAUUUUUGGAGAUAUUGGACAUUACACGGCCAUCAAUUGGUUCUUUUUAGUUGGGGCUAUUGCUCCUACCUUAGUUUGGGUAGCACAUAAGGCCUUUCCAAAUAGACAAUGGAUUAGACUAGUCAAUAUUCCUGUGCUAUUGGCAGCAGUUGCUGAAAUGCCUCCAGGUACACCAGUGAACUACACUAGUUGGGUUCUUGUUGGAUUUGCCUCAGGGUUUAUUGCUUACCGCUACUAUCGUGGAUGGUGGAGCCGACAUAACUAUGCUUUAUCUGGAGGACUUGAUGCUGGAUUAGCCUUCAUGGGAGUGCUACUUUACUUGUGUUUAGGGAUGGAGCAGAUCAACCUAAACUGGUGGGGCAAUGACUCGGAUGGAUGUCCAUUAGCUUCAUGUCCUACCGCUCAAGAGAUCAUAAUUGAGGGGUGUCCUCUUUACUGAAUUAUAAGUGUCAGUUAUGUAGCUGUAAUAGUAGCAUAGUCAUUCA